Messenger RNA from Rhizophagus irregularis DAOM 181602=DAOM 197198, 390 nucleotides. Lineage: Eukaryota; Fungi; Glomeromycota; Glomeromycetes; Glomerales; Glomeraceae. The record is from RefSeq and is a predicted model, not a curated record.
AUGUUUUCUUCUAAUACUAAAGAAGAAGGUGGUGAAAAAAAUAACAAGAAUCUUUUUGAAAUUUUGAGUGAAAAUAAAGAGUCAACAACAAACAAUUCUAUUAAAGAAGAAGGUGAUGAAAAAAAUGGCAAUAAUCUUUUUGAGGUUUUGAGUGAAAAUGAAGGAGGUGAAAAAAAUGGCAAGAAUCUUUUUGAGGUUUUGAGUGAAAAUAAAGAGUCAACAAAAAACAUGAAAUUUAAUGAAGAGAAUCAAGUUACAAAAGAUCUAACAGGUGAUAAAAAUUCUGAUUAGGGAUUAGGGAUUAGGGAAUAGGAAUAUAAGGGUUGAUGAAUGUCUUGAAAGGUAUUUAAAGAGAGGAGGAGAAGUUUUUUGUUCUGGCGUUUAUAGAAU